AACUUGAAAAUUAUUAAUUUCUACAAACAACAAAAAUGAUUGUUUAAACAUAUAUGGAGAAGGCCCAAACCCAAUUUGGAUGGUGUUUUGACUAUUUUUCCGUACUUUCCCGCCUCGGUGAUCGAGGCAAAACAAGCAAUCGGUGGCACUAGCAGUUGAGAGAGAUUACAAUCGACAAAAUUGUGUGGUUUGUUUUGUUUGCUGUUCUUAAUGAUUAGUGUAGUCUUUUCCCGUUGAUUUGAUUGGUCACGUUCUACAUCCGUCUCUUGUCGUCUCCGAGGGUAUCUAAUUUGUUUUGUUUCCUGGUGAGUGUAGACUUUUAGUUAGCGUUUCUUUUCUUGCUUCUUCUUCUUGGUCUCGCUUCAGUCGUUCUUGUAAGAAACUGAGGUGAAUGCGCAAUUGCCAAAUGGGAAAUAAAGUGGGAAAAUAUGGUGGCAAUGGUGUGAAUAAGCUCUUUGGCGGCAUAGCUAGUUUCCUGAGGAGAUGUUUAUUUCGAGUUCUAUCUGUGGGUCCCUUGCCUUCUCACCUCGCCUUUAUCAUGGAUGGAAACCGAAGGUAUGCAAAGAAGAACAAUCUGGAAGAAGGGGAUGGCCACAAGGCUGGCUAUCUAGCUCUAAUGUCUUUGCUUCAUUACUGCUAUGAAUUAGGAAUCAAGUAUGUUACUGUCUAUGCCUUCAGCAUUGAAAAUUUUAAGAGGCAGCCGGAUGAGGUUCGAAGCUUAAUGGAUCUAAUGCUAGAGAAGAUUGAGGGUUUGCUUAUGGAAGAAAGCAUUGUGAAUCAGUAUGGCAUCAGGGUGUAUUUUAUAGGUAAUUUGCAACUCUUGAGUGAGCCUGUCAGGGCUGCUGCUGAAAAGGUGAUGCAGGUCACUGCUAACAAUGAUAAGGCUGUGCUUUUAGUGUGUGUGGCCUAUACUUCAUCCGAUGAAAUUGUGCAUGCUGUCGAUGAAUCCUGUAAAGAUAAAAGUGGUAAAAUUCGACUGUGGAACUCAGACGAAGCUUACAAUAGCGUGAUAGAAAAAGAGUGUAAGAAGAUUAAUGGUAUGAUUGUGCAUGAUGUUCAAAAUUUGUGUAAUGAUAGGUCUGAUGAAUCUAUCGUUUUAAAGGCCAGCAGAGGUUGCAAUGGGGUGAUUGGAGGAUUUCAGACAGAAAAUGGUGUCACUACAUAUCAUGCCCAUGAAUCUUUUGAGUCUAAGUGGGAUGAAGUUCUAACAACCAAGGCAACCAAAGCAGGCGAAUUUUCUGCUGUGGAGGUUGAAGGUUGUGAGAAUAUGCGAGAGGAGCAUCCUGCAAUAAAGCUGGUAGAUGUUGAGAAGCACAUGUAUAUGGCGGUAGCACCUGAUCCUGACAUACUAAUUCGAAGCUCUGGUGAGACCCGCCUGAGUAAUUUUCUACUUUGGCAAACCAGUCACUGCCCAUUGUAUUCUCCCGCUGUGUUGUGGCCAGAGAUAGGUUUGUGGCAGUUGGUGUGGGCGAUAUUAAACUUCCAACGAACCCAUUCUUAUUUGGAGAAAAAGAAGAAACAGUUAUAGCCCGUACAAUACUAAAAGAAGAUCGUCUUGUUCUAGUGCACUGCACUGCUCCCUGGACCAUGAUACCACUUGCUCUUCUGUGCUUACUUUGGCCUUCUUAUAAUUUAUAUUGCCGUGCCUUGGCAUUCAAAUUUUGGAUGGAAUAUCAAAUAGCAUGAUCUUUGGUUAUUUACUGUAAGUAACCUUAUGUACAAUGGAUCUUAUGAUAAGAAAUAAGAAGUGACUAUGAAUUUAUGCA
Messenger RNA from Theobroma cacao (cacao), 1766 nucleotides. Its product is annotated as dehydrodolichyl diphosphate synthase 6. NCBI's taxonomy places the organism in Eukaryota, Viridiplantae, Streptophyta, Magnoliopsida, Malvales, Malvaceae. Gene Ontology annotation, molecular function: ditrans,polycis-polyprenyl diphosphate synthase [(2E,6E)-farnesyl diphosphate specific] activity. Gene Ontology annotation, cellular component: endoplasmic reticulum. The record is from RefSeq and is a predicted model, not a curated record. Gene Ontology annotation, biological process: polyprenol biosynthetic process.